Molecule: messenger RNA, 1140 nt
Organism: Spodoptera littoralis (African cotton leafworm)
Lineage: Eukaryota; Metazoa; Arthropoda; Insecta; Lepidoptera; Noctuidae
Source: the annotation of a GenBank genome assembly
AUGUCAGUUGGAGUUCCCCUUCCGAAAUCACAAAAGGAUAAAUGUGGUUUGAAAAAGGCAGCGAUCGACAGAAUAUACAAGAACAAAAUACGAAGAGAAAAAAAUAAUCACAAACACAAGACAUCGAAGAGGAAUAACGACGAAAAACACGAAUUCAUUGAUGCUGAUUCGCCCUUCCACCCAGCAUUCCAGAGUUGUCGACCUGUAGACGAGUUCCAAUAUCUCUACAGAAUUGAUGAAGGUGCAUUUGGAACUAUCCAUGCAGCCAAGGACAGACGGACGGGGGAAAUCGUAGCCCUCAAACAACUUAAAAAAAUCAACAAAACGGAAGGAUUCUCCAUCGCCGCUCGGAGAGAGCUUGGAAUACUGCUGAAGAUGCAGCAUCCCAACAUCGUCGCAGGCCGAGGAAUAGCGUCAAGUUCCAGAAACGAGCAUGUGUUUAUAGUGAUGGAGCUCGUUGAUUACGACUUAAAAACUUUUAUGCAGACAAUCAAAGGUAACAAGCAAAUGUUUUCAGUCGAACACGUGAAAUGCCUAAUGACGCAACUGCUAAGCGCUGUACAACAUCUACACAACCAUCACGUCAUACAUCGCGAUCUCAAAAGCAACAAUAUAUUAUUAUCAAACGAAGGUGUAUUAAAAUUGGCAGAUUUUGGGAUGGCCCGAGAAUAUGAAUUCCCUCCUCGGGAAUAUACGCCCGACGUAGUUACGCGCUGGUACCGUGCGCCUGAAUUACUGCUGCUUUCGAAAGAAUACUCCGCGCCUGUCGACAUGUGGAGUGUUGGAUGUAUAUUCGCUGAAUUAAUAACCUUGCGGCCACUGUUUCCCGGCAGAUGUGAGUUGGAUCAGAUAACCAAAAUAUUUAUGGAUAUGGGGACGCCUUCAGACACGAUUUGGCCCGGUUACAGCGCAUUACCAAUGGUAAGAAACAUCGUGUUCGACGACUAUCCACCGGGCGGGUUGCGUAAAAAGAUAAGUCGCAAUCUGUUGUCUGAAGAAGGGCUAUCUUUACUGCAAGGUUUUUUAACCUAUGAUCCUGCAAAAAGAACAACAGCAGCCGCUGCUUUAGAGCACCCAUACUUCAAGGAGCAGCCGGUAGCGAUGGAGCCGGCCAUUUUCCUAAAGUCACCCGCUCGCUGA